AUGGAUCUCAAUAAUACUGUUUCAACAAUAAACCUAGGAACUUGCUUAGCUGAAAAUCAAGUUAGUGACCAUAAGUGUUCCCUGUUUGAUAAAAAUCUACGUAGAAUUAAUAAUAAUCUUCAGUAUGUAAAUGAAUAUUACAUUCCUAAACACGAAAUUCCCGUCGAGAAUCAGCAAAAAGUCAGAGAAAAUAUAAUUGUACCAAAAGACCAAAAAGAACAGUCUAUACAUUUCCAUAACGAAUUUUACAAAAUCAAAAUGGAUGAAAUUGAAUUUAUAAGAAAAACACACGUAAAACAAAUAUUAAGCCAAAAAGCCAACAUCUGGGAACAAAAACGAAGAGAAUUUAUGAAGAAUGUGCCGAAAAAUAUAAUUAAAGAAUCUGGAGGUUUGUUAAUUGAAACUCAAAAUAUUGAAAAAAAUCAUAAUAUAGAACUGCAGAACACUAAUAGUGAUCAAUACAAAACUACAUUACUGGAAGAACAAAAAAAAUCAGAACAAAAAGCAAGAAGUAUUCAAUUUUUAUCAUUACUUAAAACUGGCUGUGAUUUAUUAAAUAUCAUGCACAAUUAUAAAAAUGACAUGAUACCACAAUUUCUUGAUAAUUACACAACAAUUGAAAACGAAAUUCACAGAUUUAAAAAUCUAUCUGAAAAUUGUAACACAUAUGAUCUGUUAAAACUCAAUAAAACAGUACAAAUUAUUAAAAUGCUUCACAUAGAAUUUAUGGAAUUUUUAUCAAAAGCUGAAAAUAAUACAUUACCAACUACUAAUGUUACUUCAGUAGCUGAAAAUAAUACAUUAUUACCAAUUACUAAUGUUACAUCAGUAGCUGAAAAUAAUUCAUUACUACCAACUACUAAUGUUACAUCAGUAGCUGAAAAUAAUACAUUAUUACCAACAAAUAGUUGUGUAUCAAUAGCCGAAAAUGAUGCAUUAUUAACAACUUCUGAUGAUAAUAAUCAAAAGAAUACAGCAAUUUCAAAUUUUACAUUCAAAAUAAAUGCAAACAAAUCAAAUAAAAAUUUAAAAAACAAUGAUCUUAAUAUCAAUCAAGAAUCAAAUGAAAUAAAAAACAAUGGGUCAAACAAUUUUCCAUUAAAAGAGAAAGAAAGUGACGAAUUACAUACAUUUAAAUUUAAAACUAAUGAAAAUAUUUCCAAUACAGAUAUUUCAAAUUUUUGUUUUAAAAUUAAAAACAAUAAACAAGAAGCAACUACGACCAAUACCAGCUAUAAUUUUGAACGCGAAUAUGAAAAAUACCUGGUUAACCAUUUUGCAAUACAGAAAUAUCUGACAAAUUAUACAAAUUUAUAUUUGCCUUUUCUUCAUGAUGAUAAUCAAAAAACACUAAAACAAGAACUAACAAAAGCAAUUAAUACACCUAUCAAUAGUAUAUCUUCAGUUUCUUCAUGGCAUAUGAAAGACAAAUUUGAAAAACUAAAUGCUUUACUAAUGUGUAAAACUGUAAAAACUGGCAAUUCUUCGGUAUCAGCAAAUAGCCAUCAGUGUGCAUUAGCAUUUUGUAAAGAUACGCUUGCAAAAAAAAUUAUAAAUAUCGGAGAACAGGUGGUUAGUGUAAAAACAGAAACUGCUUUUGAAGUAGCAUCUAUUGUUACAGAACUUUGGCAAGUUCAUCAAGAUUUUGGUAUGUUACUGUAUGCUAGAUUUAAACAAAAAUGUCCGUGCCUUAUCCCUUUGAAUGCUGCAAAAGUAAACAAUGAAACUGAUGAGGAAUAUUAUAAAUCAUUGGGUUAUAAUUAUACGGAUGGAGUUGUUGAACAACAAGAUAAAUAUGUUAAAAGAAUGACUGGUAUCAUAAGAUUAUUUGCAGCGAUUAUAGUAACCGAAACUAAGAGUGGCAAAGCAUUAGGUAUUGGACAAGCAUGGAUGAUCAUUGCAACAACGUUACAUUUAGUUCCUCAGUUAGACAUCACAGCUGUUUUAUUACACGAGAUGCUGUUAAUUACCGGUUAUCAUCUAGGAAAAGUGUAUGGCAACCAAUUUAUCAAAAUGUUACAAUAUAUCAAUAGUGAUUACAUGAAAAAGAUUGAUGAAAUUACACCAAUUGGUUGUGGUGGUCCAGUACAAAGAUUGAAAACAUUUGUCUCUAAAGCUAUUGAGGUAAGUUAUAUCGAUAAACCUAAAAGUAUAUUGCCGUAUAAUUUUUGGUAA
Messenger RNA from Cinara cedri, 2175 nucleotides. The record is from the annotation of a GenBank genome assembly. Lineage: Eukaryota; Metazoa; Arthropoda; Insecta; Hemiptera; Aphididae.